AAAGCGUGAAAAGUUGUACCCACAAUGCCCUGGAAGGUGUAGAACGGAAGUUAGGUUAGCUGCAGACAUUUGGUGUUUUGCCGUGACUAAAUCGAAACAAAAAUCUUAAUAAGUAUGGAUCUCCCAAAGCCCCCAGACGAUUUAGAUUUGAAAAACAUCAUUGACAAGCUCGCCAACUUUGUUGCCCGAAAUGGACCAGAGUUUGAACACAUGACAAAGCAGAAACAAAAAGGCAAUCCUCGAUUUUCCUUCCUCUUUGGCGGAGAGUUCUUCAACUACUAUCAGUGCAAGGUGACCACGGAACAAGCAGUAUUCAGCCAACAAAAACAGAAGUUAGCCCAGCAACAGCAAGCGUUACAGCAAGUUAUAUCCCAGCAGGGUUUGCAGCCAACACCAUGGCAACAGAAUCCAGCUCUUACACAAAACCAGCCUAUGACACAGAACCCCUCCUUGGCACAAAGUCAAACACUAGCUGUUCCAGGCAUAGGAUCUAACCAAGGACUUGGCCCAAACCCUGGACUUGGCCCAAACCCUGGAAUUGGACCAAACCCUGGAAUUGGACCAAACCCUGGAAUUGGACCAAACCAAGGACUUGGGCCUAACCCUAAGAUGGGACCUAACCAAGGACUUGGGCCAAACCCUGGGAUGGGCCCUGGCCCUGGAUUAGGUCCAGGAAUGGGACCAAGUCCUGGGAUGGGCCCAGGUCCUGGGAUGGGCCCAAACCCUGGCAUGGGCCCUGGAAUGGGACCUAGUCCUGGACCAAAUCAGGGGCUGGUACCGACUCAAGGAAUGGGUCCAAGCCCAGGACUCUCACAGAGCACUGCCACUGGAGCAGCAGAUAUCAGCAAUACAACAAAGAUUCAGCAGCAUCAGAAUCACACAGCAGAGCAGGUGAAGCAGAGUGAGGCCAACCUAGCAGCUCAGUACCAGAGUCUCACCCAGCAACAACAGCACCAGAUUGAUGAAGCGAUAGCUAAUUCCCGAGACAAAAACUUAAACCAGUUGUGUAUGGAGUGUGAGAUGAAGAUGGAGGAGCUAGAUCGAACUGUGCAGCCAAUCAUUGACUCCUGCACGAAGGACUCUAUCCUGCAUGGCAAGAACUGGCUGAUGGUGCAUUGUGUGACUCAGGAUCAUUGUAACCUCAUCAGUCAGUACCUGCUCAAGAGAAUCACUUCCAAAGAGGCGUCCUUUUCUUUACGGCUGCAUUUGAUCUAUUUGAUUAAUGAUCUGCUUCAUCACUGUCAGAGGAAGAGCGUGGAGGAGCUGAAGCAUGCGCUGGAGAGGGUGGUGAUCCCCAUUUUCUGUGCAGCCUGUCUUGGAGUAGAUGAGGAUCGCAGACAGAAACUAACAAAGCUCCUGUCUCUCUGGGAACACAACAAAUAUUUUGAACAAGACACAAUUGAGGGCCUGAAGCAAAUGAAACAGCCCAGCCAGUCACUGUCAAACUAUCAGGCGAGUCUGAUCACGGACAAUGCCCAGAUCGUGACUCAAGUGACGGCCAAGAUCCAGGCCCAGUAUGCCGGCCUCCAGAAGCAACACCAGGACUUUGUGAACCAUCUCAAUAGCCAGCUGACUCAGCUGCAGUCACAGCAGCAGUCUCUGCAGCUGCAGCAGCAGCAGCAACAGCAAGCAGUAACCACAGCGCCACCACCAAUCAUAAUGGUGCAGGGUAACGUCUCUGGCGGAGUUGUCAACACAGGUGGCCCAGUACUCACACAGUCAGUGCCCCAUAGUGGAGACCCAGUGUUGGCCACCAGCAUGCAGUCAGGUGUCAACAUGCCGCCCACGUCAGGCCCCCAGAACCCGCCCCGCACACCUGAGGAAGACAAACCCCCACCCAUGAGACCGGGGACGAUGGGGAUAGGGAUGGGGAUGGAUGGAGGACCUCCCCCUCAACAGUCACCAGGACCCCCAAAUAUGUCUCAGCCGCCACCCUUGGGCCCUGGCCCAGCAUUCCCAGGGGCCUUCUCACAGCCACCCCCGGGCAUGCCCCCGUUCAGCACCCCACCCCCAGGCUUCAACCAGAGACCUCCUCCACAGCAGUUUGAUUACUCUCAUGGACUGGGUCCCCGAGGGAUGCCCCCAGCAGAUUUCCGUGGCCCUCCCCCUGCCGCACCCUUGCCACUCCCCCUUCCAGACCUCAGCAAGCCUCCCCCUGGAUUCCCAGCCUUACCUCCCUCCUCCCCCUCCCCCCAUGCUCCCCCUGGACAUGGACCUCACACCCUCGUCCCCUACCACGAGCUGCCGGCUGGACUGAUGGCACCCCUGGUCAAGCUGGAGGACACAGAGUACAAGCCUCUGGACCCCAACGACAUUCGACUGCCGCCUCCGAUGCCCCCCAGUGAACGCCUGCUAGCCACCGUGGAAGCGUUCUACAGCCACCCCAGCCACGAGAGGCCUCGUGAUAGGUAUGAGGGCUGGGAGAAACUGGGGCUGUACGAGUUCUUCAAAGCCAAACAGAGAGCAAAGAAAAUCAAAGAGCAAGAGAUGGCAGAAAAUCCAGGAAAGUAUCAGCAAGAUCGUGAAAGAAGUAGGUCAAGGUCAUGGUCACCACCCACGACAAGAGCAAGGUCACCUUCACCUCCCAGGAGGAGGCGCAGAUACAACAGUGGGGAGAGAAGACGAAGGUCAAGGUCACGCUCAAGGUCCAGAUCAAGAUCUCGCUCGAGAUCAGGCUCAAGAUCAGGUUCAAGAUCCAGGUCUAGAUCAAGAUCACCACUGCCGUACCUUCCAAGUAGUCGAUCGCCGACUCCAGCGGAUGUGAUGCCUCCACCACCUCGGGGAAAGUCACGCAGCCCAACACCACCAACUAUGAGUUCCUCGUUUGGAAGUAUGGCCGGCUUUGACCCCACACAUUCCUCAGAGCCCCGAUUGGGAGAAGACAACAAGGGUCACAUGCUGCUGAAGAAGAUGGGUUGGGGUGGCAAAGGUCUGGGGGCCUCUGAACAGGGAAUUGUGGACCCAAUCGAGGCGGGAGAUGUUCGAGACAGGCAGGACAUGUUUAAGGGCAUCGGUAUUGACAUGAAGGACCCCUUUGAGCAGUUCCGGAAAAACAAGAGUCAAGGCUUCAUCCAGCGCAUGAAGUCUCGGGACGAGAUGAGAGAAGGAGCAAAGAAGUCCAAGUCUGGAGACUGAAGGACAUUGAGUCUGUCAUCAUUGAAUCACUCAUUUUGUAUAUUUUCAUGUCAGAUACACUGGAAGAAUAAAUUGUGAAUAAUA
Molecule: messenger RNA, 3219 nt
Organism: Haliotis rubra (blacklip abalone)
Lineage: Eukaryota; Metazoa; Mollusca; Gastropoda; Lepetellida; Haliotidae
Product: calcium homeostasis endoplasmic reticulum protein-like
Biological process (GO): intracellular calcium ion homeostasis; RNA processing
Cellular component (GO): perinuclear region of cytoplasm
Molecular function (GO): RNA binding
Source: RefSeq, a predicted model, not a curated record